This is a messenger RNA of Gallus gallus (chicken), 2150 nucleotides long. RefSeq names its product fibroblast growth factor 3 (gene FGF3). Gene Ontology annotation, molecular function: growth factor activity; fibroblast growth factor receptor binding. The transcript is spliced from 3 exons. Gene Ontology annotation, cellular component: cytoplasm. Lineage: Eukaryota; Metazoa; Chordata; Aves; Galliformes; Phasianidae. Bases 538 to 1200 code for a protein of 220 amino acids. The record is from RefSeq and is marked validated. Gene Ontology annotation, biological process: positive regulation of protein phosphorylation; fibroblast growth factor receptor signaling pathway; regulation of cell migration.
GGGGGAGGUGUGCGUGGGGGCAGCGGGGAUGCUGUGUAAUUUUAUCCACGCUGCACUCUGGGAGUUCACACGAGAGCGAUACCUUUUGCCUCCUCUGCUUCGUAUCAAUUGGUCGCAGAUCGGGCUAUUGUUGCGGGGAGCCGCUUUUAUUUCUAUGCUCCGCCGGUCAGCUAUUUCCCCGCAGCCUCCUGCCGAAAUUCAGCGGGGCUCUCUCUCCCCCCUCCUCCUGCUUCUCGUGCCGUCUGUCUAGCUGGAAACCCAAGGAGAAGGCUGAGCGCGGCAGCUCCAUCUCACGCAAACAGCUGGGACUCCUCGGCGGCCUUCGCCGAUGUCUAUUGAUUUAAGUAAAUCUGAGACAGAUAAAAGGGCCAGAUCGGGGCCGAUGAUAAAAACUUGCCGAUGCUUCGCCUCCGGACGCGGUGCGCGCCGUGCCGCCCCGCCGCGCCGCUAGCCGGACGCCGUUAAUGGGAGCCCCGGUGCCGCUCGCCCCGAGCCUCCACUCCCCCGCGGGCUGAGCGCGGCGGCCACCAUGCCACGAUGCUCGUGAUCUGGCUCCUGCUGCUCGCCCUGCUGCCCGAGCCGCGCGUCCCGGCCGCUACGGCCUCCCCGAGGGCCCCGCGGGAUGCGGGGGGGCGCGGCGGCGUCUACGAGCACCUCGGGGGAGCGCCCCGCCGCAGGAAGCUCUACUGUGCCACCAAGUACCACCUGCAGAUCCACCCCGGCGGCAAGAUCAACGGCACCUUGGAGAAAAACAGCGUCUUCAGUAUCCUUGAAAUAACUGCUGUUGAUGUCGGGAUCGUCGCUAUCAAGGGCUUGUUCUCUGGCAGAUACCUGGCCAUGAACAAAAGGGGCAGGCUUUAUGCAUCAGAGAACUAUAACACAGAAUGUGAGUUUGUGGAGAGGAUUCAUGAACUGGGCUACAACACCUAUGCAUCCCGUCUGUACCGAACUGUACCCAGUGGAGCCAGCACCAAGCGCAAAGCCAGUGCGGAGAGACUCUGGUACGUCUCAGUCAAUGGGAAAGGACGACCCAGGAGGGGCUUUAAAACACGCAGGACACAGAAAUCCUCCCUCUUUCUGCCCAGAGUAUUGGAUAGCAAAGACCAUGAAAUGGUCCGACUUUUCCACACAAAUGUGAGAUACCGAGAGAGCCUCCUGAAGCCUCCCAGUAAGAACCAGAGGAGAAGGAGAGGACGCUGAUGGAGCAGGGAGAGCUUGUGCUGGAACUGGAAGUGAGCAAGUCUUCAAAAUACUACUAAAGGAAACUAACAAUGGUGAUUGUAUGGCAGGCAUUAACACGGGCAUUUUUAUACAGUGUGUAAUGUAACCGAACGUACAUUGCUUACCUAUAGAUAUUUUAGAAUAUUAUCUGUCGUAAGAGAGACGUGAAAUGAGAUAAAGCACAUUACAAUGUAAUUUAGUUUGAUGUAAUAAUUAUGUCAACAGCUUUCACAUUCAUCUUUUCUUAAAAAAAAAAAAAGUAAUUUUAAUUACUAGUAUUUUCAUUCUAACUUGCCAUAGAGCGCUAUCUAAGCAACCUAUCCUCCCAGACCAUAAGAACACUGCACACAUACCAAUUGUGUCUACAAAGAAAGCCUAGCACCUUCACAACUCUUUUAGCAGUUGCUCAUAAAAGGCUGCACCACUAUUUUUAUGGUAUACAGAGAUCAAAAACUGGUUUAUUUUGUAACUAACAUAUAUUUAUUUUUAUUAUGUGAUCAAUCAGUAUCAAUUAUCCUUUUUCCAUGACCAUUCAGGAAAUCUGAGGUUAUAAGCUACUUUAAACAUAUCAACAGACCCACAUGUUACGAGGUUAUUUUUGAAUUUAUUUAAUUAAAAAGAUGUUUGAUCUCAUCAUUCAAAUGAAUGUUGAUAAAUUGGCAUUUGCAUUGGCUUUAGCAAUAUAUAUCUGUUUGCCAUUUGAUAAAUUCUCUCCUAAAAUAGUACUUGAGUACAACCUGAGAGCUGAGUUUGUAGUAUUGACUGAACACACGAUACAGAAAAAUACAGCACUGGGGAUGACAGUCUUUACCAAGUACUUUUCUUUAGCUAAGAUUUCUACAAUAAGUUCUAGUUUAAGGUUAAAUAUGUUGUAACAACUUGGGGAAAAAACAAAAACAGUCACAUUGGACAUAAAAAUCUAUAGCUGC